This is a messenger RNA of Lactuca virosa, 590 nucleotides long. NCBI's taxonomy places the organism in Eukaryota, Viridiplantae, Streptophyta, Magnoliopsida, Asterales, Asteraceae. The record is from the annotation of a GenBank genome assembly.
AGGUGGCAAACAUAAUUUCUAUUGAUCACCCUGCUGGCACUGGAUUCUCCUAUGCAAAAAAUCCAGAGUCUUAUAUAACAAACGAUACAUUAUCGGCAAUGCAAGCUUACCAAUUUUUAAGGAAGUGGCUUGAUGAUCAUCCUAAGUUUUUCAAGAAUCCAUUAUAUGUUGGUGCUGAUUCCUAUGGUGGCUUAUUGGUUCCAAUGAUUGUUCAAGAAAUAUAUAAAGGUAAUGAAAUUGGAGAAGAGCCACAUAUCAACAUCAAUGGGUAUGUUAUUGGUAAUCCUGUUACAGACACAAGUGCAGAAUAUAAUUUAAGGAUUCCAUUUGCUCAUCGUCUGGCACUCUUAUCAAAUACCAUCUACAAGUCAACAAAAAGAAAUUGUCGAGGAGAGUACUUGAAUGUGGAUUCCAACAAUAGUCUGUGUGUACAUGAUCUUAAUGUAGUAGAUAAGUGUCUCAAAAGAAUUAAACAGGAAAACGUUUUAGAACCAUAUUGUGACCCUUUAAUUACCUUGAAAUCUUCUCGAUCCGGGAGUGAUUUAAGAUCUAUUGAGAAGCAUUUUCAAAUGGAAGAGUGUAAUGUAUUU